AUGAAGGAAAACAGUCACCUUCUUCCAUUCUUUACCACUCUCACUCUCAUUUGCCUCACCACUGCCCAACACCAAUCUCUUUCUAGCAAUGCUGGCCCUAAAGACUUACAAACAACACAUAGUAAACAUAACCAAAGACAGCUUUUAUAUUACAGAGAGGAAAUUGAUAUAGAAGAUGAGUAUCUGAUGUUACCACCUUGCCUCAAAUUUGACAACCCAAGACUCAGAAGUGCCUACAUUGCCCUCCAAGCAUGGAAACGAGCCAUCAUCUCGGAUCCCUUGAACCUCACAUCCAACUGGGUGGGAUCCGACGUUUGCAACUACACUGGUGUCUUCUGUGCCACAGCUCUCGACAAUUCGUCGAUUCAAACUGUUGCUGGGAUUGAUCUAAAUCACGGCGACAUGGCAGGCCACCUGGUCGAAGAGCUCGGACUCCUGACUGACAUUGCAUUGUUUCACAUUAACUCCAACAGAUUCUGUGGGAGAGUGCCAAAAACUUUCAAGAAACUAAAACUACUGUUCGAGCUGGAUCUAAGCAACAAUCGUUUUGCGGGGAGGUUUCCUUACGUUGUUCUUGAUCUUCCGACGCUCAAGUAUCUUGACCUUCGAUUUAAUGAGUUCGAAGGCGAUUUGCCGAAAGAGUUGUUUGAUAAGGAUCUCGACGCAAUAUUCAUAAACCACAACAGGUUUGCUUUUGAAUUACCUGAUAAUUUUGGUAACUCACCGGUUUCUGUCAUUGUUCUUGCCAAUAAUAGAUUCCACGGAUGUUUUCCAACGAGUUUGGCUAACAUGUCUAAGACCCUAAAUGAAGUGAUUCUCAUGAACAAUGGCUUGCGAUCAUGUCUACCUAGGGAGAUAGGAUUGCUUAAGAAAGUGACAGUUUUUGACGUGAGUAAUAACAAACUUGUUGGUCCCUUGCCUGAUGCAAUCGGAGAAAUGGCGAGUCUAGAAUUGCUGAAUGUGGCGCAUAAUAUGCUGUCAGGAAGUAUCCCUGAUAGUGUGUGUUUGCUUCCUCAUCUUAAGAACUUUAGUUAUGCUUAUAACUUUAUCACUGGUGAGCCACCAGCCUGUUUGGAUUUGGUAGAUUUUGACGAUAGUAGGAAUUGUUUAAGGGUUAGGCCCAAACAGAGAUCAACAUUGCAAUGCAAAGUGUUCUUGUCCAGGCCAGUUAAUUGUGAGGCUUUUAAAUGUCGCAAGGUUGAUCCUUCUCCACCAUCACAAUUGCCACCUCCCCCACCACCAUCACCACCACCGCUGCCACCUUCACCAGCUCCUCCAUCAGCACUACCCUCACCACCUCCUCCAUCAUCAAUGUCGCCACCACCCCCAGUACAUUGUGUUCCAUCUCCGCCUCUGGCACCACCAAAUUCUCCACCACCUCCUCCCAACUACUCACCGCCACCACCCCCAUCAAACUCACCUCCACCACCGCCACCAAACUCACCUCCACCACCUCCUCCCUUCUACUCAGCUCCCCCACCCCCACCAAAUUCACCUCCACCACCUCCUAUUUAUCACUCACCACCCCCUCCAAAUUCAUCGCCACCACCACCUCCCUCAUGUGCAGAACCUCCUCCACCUCCAUCACCUCCGCCAUGCCAGGAGCAACCACCUCCAUCACCAUCUCCAGUCCAAUACUUGCCACCUCCACCUCCUCCAGUUUAUCAUUCACCACCUCCACCUCCUCCAGUUUAUCAUUCACCACCUCCACCAGCUCCAGUGUAUAACGGUCCACUGCCACCGAUUACUGGCAUACCUUAUGCAUCUCCGCCACCUCCACCAAUCUACUAA
This is a messenger RNA of Dovyalis caffra, 1791 nucleotides long. The record is from the annotation of a GenBank genome assembly. Lineage: Eukaryota; Viridiplantae; Streptophyta; Magnoliopsida; Malpighiales; Salicaceae.